ACUGCUCUGUCGCUCCACACCCAUCCACUGACGAAAAGAGAGGAGAGGGUACGACAGGAGCCACAAUGACAGAAUUAACAUGUAGGAGGCAGGAAUUUAAAAAGUGUCGGAGUGCAACUAUCAGCAUUGAUGGCUUCAGCUUCACCAUUGUUGCCAAUAAGGCAGUGGAAGGCACCAUCUGUCCACAAGCCCGCAUUUCACGCUCAUGGUCCCAGAAUGCACUAUGCACCGCUGUCACAGCUGGCAUCUCUGACCACAAAGGACUUCUGGUCAGCCUGCGCAGUGCUGAGGAGGUACUGGCUGAUGAGCUGCCAAUCCCUGAUGCACCUGACGCCAUGGAGAAGACUGCUCUCAGGUUGCGAUGUCUUGUAAAGCAGCUGGAGAGGGGGGAGGCAUCUGUGCUGGAUCUGAAGAAAAACCUGGAGAAUGCUGCCUCAGUCCUUGAAAGUCUAUACAUUGAGGAAACCAGGCGACUGUUGGAUCAGGAGGAUGAGCUCAGGGAUAUCCAGUCAGAAUCUGUACCAUCAGAAGUCCGGGACUGGCUGGCUUCCACUUUUACCCGUCAAAAGGGCCUGAUUUUUCACUGCCAUGAAGAUAAGCCACGCUUCCGCAGCAUUGUCCAUGUAGUGCAGGCUGGAAUCUUCGUAGAAAGGAUGUACAGACGAAACUCCAUCAUGGCUGGUUUCAGCUAUCCGCCAAAUGUCAUCGCUGUGCUCAAGCAUAUAGAUGUGUGGUCCUUUGAUGUAUUUGAACUGAAUGAUGCGAGUGGGGACCAUGCUCUGAGAUUUGUCUUCUGUGAAAUACUCACCAGAUACGACUUGAUAAAUCGUUUUAAGGUCCCGGUUUCUGCUCUCCUGUCAUUUAUGGACUCAUUGGAAAUGGGCUACAGUAAAUAUAAGAACCCCUACCACAACCUGAUCCAUGCUGCUGAUGUCACUCAGACUAUCCACUUCCUGCUACUCAACACGGGCAUGGUGCACUGGCUAACUGAGUUGGAGAUAUUUGCCAUCAUCUUUGCAGCUGCCAUCCAUGACUUUGAACACACAGGGACCACCAAUAACUUCCAUAUUCAAACCAGAUCAGACACAGCCAUGUUGUACAAUGACCGAGCUGUUCUAGAGAACCACCAUGUCAGUGCAGCCUAUCGCCUUCUUCAGGACGAUAAUGAAAAAAACAUCUUCUCCAAUCUUAACAAAGAGGACUGGAGAGAUCUGAGAACUUUGGUAGUGGAGAUGGUGUUGGCCACUGAUAUGUCUUGCCACUUUCAGCAGAUCAAAUCCAUGAAAAACCUCCUGCAGCAGCCUGAGGCGAUUGACAAACCAAAGGCGUUAUCUUUGCUGCUGCACACUGCUGACAUCAGCCACCCUGCAAAAAGUUGGGAACUUCAUCACCAGUGGACCACAUCAUUACUGGAGGAGUUCUUCAGACAGGGUGAUAAAGAAGCAGAGCUGGGUCUACCUUUCUCCCCUCUAUGUGACCGUACCUCAACAAUGGUGGCACAGUCCCAGAUUGGAUUCAUUGACUUCAUCGUGGAGCCAACAUUUACUGUAUUGACUGAGAUGAUUGAGACAAUUGUGACACCAGUUAUUGAGGAGGUAUCUCACUCUGGAUUGGCCAGCUUCGACCACUCCAGUAUUAAGGGCUCUGAAGGAAAGGGUUCGAGUGUCAAAAAUGCAGGCUCAGGGGCCAGUAGCUCCCUGACCACAGUUGACUUCAGGAGCUUCAAGGUCACAUGGAACCAAGAGAUUCAUCGCAACAGGGAAUUAUGGAAGUCCAUGGAAGUGAAAGACCCUCAACCUGACUGCCCUUUGGUUCAUUACUGUAAAAAACCUAGCUACUGUGCCAGGUCCUACCAGCUCAUAAGGCCAAAGACCACUGAAAGGGGGCCCAUUGAUGCAAGGGAGAAGGCCAGGAGACUGCAGCACAUCUCCCUGCAUCACCGAAAGUGAAGGCGGUUAAGUUGCCUUCUAUUACAACUGAUUAAUAAUGAUAAACAAUAAUUCCAUAGAUCAAUGGUUCUUCUGUGUGGUUUUGCUCUUUUUAUUUUUUUAUUUUUUUAUCAAUGUGUCUGACUAGUGUGCAAACAUGACACUUGUCCCAGUAACAAGAAAAUAUUACUUCUUUGUAAUAAAACACAAAGGUGGCACUCACUGAAUCAGUGUGAAUCAAAAUUGUGCUUCCCUUCACCAAUUUGCAUUUAGCUUUGUAUUUCUAGAAUAGUGAUAGUAUUUAGAAGAGUAGAAGAGGAAGAGGACACACACAAUUGAUCCAUGCUGUCGCUGUUCUGGAGUAGUGAAAACUAUUUUGAAGCUUGAUUUACACACACCAUCCCACCGAUGCUCCA
Molecule: messenger RNA, 2344 nt
Organism: Solea solea (common sole)
Lineage: Eukaryota; Metazoa; Chordata; Actinopteri; Pleuronectiformes; Soleidae
Gene: pde1ca
Product: phosphodiesterase 1C, calmodulin-dependent a
Exons: 16
Coding region: 66-1949 (627 amino acids)
Biological process (GO): signal transduction
Molecular function (GO): 3',5'-cyclic-nucleotide phosphodiesterase activity
Source: RefSeq, a predicted model, not a curated record